Arachis stenosperma is the source of this 2791-nucleotide messenger RNA. RefSeq names its product AP2-like ethylene-responsive transcription factor CRL5. The transcript has 9 exons. Lineage: Eukaryota; Viridiplantae; Streptophyta; Magnoliopsida; Fabales; Fabaceae. The record is from RefSeq and is a predicted model, not a curated record. Gene Ontology annotation, biological process: regulation of DNA-templated transcription. The coding region runs from base 373 to 2658 and encodes 761 amino acids. Gene Ontology annotation, molecular function: DNA binding; DNA-binding transcription factor activity.
AAUGUGAAAUUUUGAUCACCACUUCAUAGUCCAUACAAAACCAUACACACUUCCUUUCGUUCUUUGGUCUUCGAGAUUUAACAAAAAAAAAACAAAAAAAAAUGAAAAAAACUUAGCUUCAUCCAUUAGCUACACAACAAAAAACAAGUCUUCAUAUUGCAGCACUAGUAGUAGUAGUAUGCAAAUAGAACUAAUUUUGUUUUUAUUUUUAUUUUUUUGGGUUGGUGAUAAUGUGAUGAUGAUGAUGAUUUGUUGAUUUAGCACCCAAUGAUUGACUUGCCUUGCUGCAAAAACAACACCACACAUUGGUAGCAAAACCAAGUUCAAAGUUCAAAGCUUUUUCAAGUAAGAGAAACAAGAAGAAGCUGAAAAAUGAAGUCUUUCUUGAAUGAUGGAAACAAUACUACUACUACUACUACUACUACUACUAAUCAUGAUGAUGAUAGUAACAAUCAUAACUGGUUGAUGGGUUUCUCUCUCUCACCCCACCACCACCACAACAUGAAAAUGGAGGUUCCCAAUGAUCAUAAUCAUAAUCAUCAUCAUCAUCAUCAUCACCAUCAGUAUUAUCAUCAUCUUCAUCAUCCUUCAAGCACUGCCUCAACACCAAGUAGCUUAUUCUACUUGUCACCUUCACAGUUGAAUAAUGCUUCUUCAACAAUGUGUUAUGCUGAAAACCCUUCUCCCUUUCACUCUUCUCCUUCUCUGGCUAUGAUGCCACUCAAAUCUGAUGGCUCACUCUGUAUAAUGGAAGCUCUCACUACAUCACAAACCCAAGUGAUGGUGCCAAGUUCUUCAUGUUCAUCUCCAAAGCUUGAGGACUUUCUAGGUGGUGCAACAAUGGGAGCUCAUGAAUAUGGUGAACAUGAAAGAGAAGCAAUGGCUCUAAGCUUAGACAGCAUUUACUAUAACACCAACACCAACAAUAGCCAUCAUCAUCAUCAUCAUCAAAAUUCUGAGGCUGAAAACAACAACAGACAACAACAUUGUUCUUCUAAUUCUUCUUUGGACCUUAUUCUCUCAGACCCUUUUAAGCAGCAAGGGCAUAAUAGUAAUAAUCAUCAUCAUGAACAUGAUCAAGAUGUGAAUCAAUACUAUUCAGCACUUGGCUGCAGCAAUGAUGGUUCUACUAGCAUUCUACCAUUUGUUGAAGAAGAAGAAGAAGAAACAACAAAGGAACCUCAUCAUCAUCAUCAUCAACAUCAAAUGCAUCAAGAACAAGAGAAUAAUAAUUGCUUCAUCAGAAACUGGGUUAAUGGAAAUAAUAGUAAUAAUAAUAAUGGAAUGGUGGAAAGUGUUAAUGUGAAUGUUAAUGGUGGAGGUGGGAAUUUGAAGACUUUAAGUCUUUCAAUGAGUCCUGGUUGUUCAUCUACUUCUCAAUCAUCAUCAAGCCAUGUAAGUGUUUCAACAACUCAUAAUCAUAAUCAGAUCACAGCAGGUUCUUCUUCUUCAAAUUCUUGCAAGGCCAUGGUGGAAGUUGCAAAGAAUAAUAAGAGAGGACACAAUAAUAGUAGUAAGCAAACUGUUCAUAGGAAAUCCAUUGAGACAUUUGGUCAAAGAACUUCACAGUACAGAGGUGUCACAAGGCAUAGAUGGACCGGAAGAUAUGAAGCACAUUUGUGGGAUAAUAGUUGCAAAAAAGAAGGACAAACUAGAAAAGGAAGACAAGUUUAUUUGGGUGGCUAUGAUAUGGAAGAAAAAGCUGCAAGGGCUUAUGAUCUUGCAGCCCUUAAGUAUUGGGGACCUUCAACACACAUAAACUUUCCGCUAGAAAACUACCAAAAUGAACUUGAAGAAAUGAAGAACAUGAACAGGCAGGAAUAUGUUGCACAUUUGAGAAGAAAAAGUAGUGGAUUUUCAAGGGGAGCUUCAAUGUAUAGAGGGGUGACAAGGCAUCACCAACAUGGGAGAUGGCAAGCAAGGAUAGGCAGAGUAGCGGGAAAUAAGGACCUUUAUCUUGGGACAUUCAGUACUCAAGAAGAAGCAGCAGAAGCAUAUGAUGUGGCUGCAAUCAAAUUCCGUGGAGUGAAUGCAGUCACAAACUUUGACAUUUCAAGAUAUGAUGUUGAAAGGAUCAUGGCUAGUAACACUCUACUUGCCGGAGAAUUGGCUAGAAGGAACAACACCGAGCAGCCAAAGGCGAUCGAGGCAGCGCCGGCACCGGCCCCGGCAACAACCCUAGAGUACAAUGUUGUAACAAGCCACAUCAACAAGAAGAAGGAGUUGGUAGAAGUUGAAGGUUGUAACACCAACAACAACAUUGAAAAUGGUUCAGAUGAAUGGAAGAAGAUUGGAUUUAACGAUGAUUAUAGAAAUUGUCAAAAUUUCUGUGGUGGUGGGGCCCUACAAGAUCUAAUUGGCAUUCAAAACCCUAAUAUGGGAGGGACUCAUUUUUCAAACCCAUCUUCACUAGUGACAAGUUUGAGCAACUCAUCAAGAGAAGGUAGCCCUGUUCACAUGAACAAGAACAACAAUAGUAGUCAUCAUCAAAAUGUGUUUCAUCAAAAGGUUAAUAAUAAUAAUGUUGUUAGCCCUAUUAUUGUUGCCAAUAAUACUAGUACUACUAGUGUUGUUAGUUCUUGGUUCCCUUCACCACCUCCUCAAAUUAGGUCUACUAUGUCUCCCAUGCCCAUUUUUGCGGCUUGGACUGAACCCUAGGGUUUUAUUUGGAGGUUGUUUUUGAAGUAAUUAACAUUAUUAAUUAAGAAUAUGUAUUUUAUUUGGGGAAUCGGAUUAGUUAAAUUUUAUGGCUAGUGGGGGCCACAAUUAUAUAUGUCAUGUUUUGUAUCUU